Molecule: messenger RNA, 2828 nt
Organism: Sciurus carolinensis (gray squirrel)
Lineage: Eukaryota; Metazoa; Chordata; Mammalia; Rodentia; Sciuridae
Gene: Rab3ip
Product: RAB3A interacting protein
Biological process (GO): exocytosis
Cellular component (GO): Golgi to plasma membrane transport vesicle
Molecular function (GO): guanyl-nucleotide exchange factor activity
Source: RefSeq, a predicted model, not a curated record
CUGUUAUACACUUCAGUUUUCCCCAAGCUCCUUCCUUUCAGUGUCUGGACAGAGCCGGGUAAUCUUUUGCCGUGGAAUGAUUGCAUAAUUGGAGGAGAGGCCAAUAAGAGGAUUUAAACAAAACUGUUCUAUUGUAAAUCUGUUGAAGGACCUAGUUUCUGCUCGUUAUCCUUAUUUUGUUCACGCAGUUUCUUUUUAAAACGGUGAAUGACGAAGCAAGGAGAAAAGAUGCAGAAUAGGUUAUCCUAUGAUGAGGCUUUUGCUAUGGCUAAUGACCCCUUGGAAGGCUUCCAUGAAGUAAACCUUGCUUCACCUACUUCGCCAGACCUUCUUAGUGUGUAUGAAUCAGGAAUUCAGGAGCAGACUACCUCACCAAGUGUCAUUUACCGGCCACAUCCUUCAGCUUUAUGCUCUUCUAUCCAGGCUAAUGCAUUGGACGUUUCUGAUCUUCCUACACAACCUGUGUAUUCAUCCCCCAGACGUUUAAAUUGUGCAGAAAUAUCUGGUAUCAGCAUUCAUGUUACAGACCCAGCAUCUUCUGUUACUUCUGGAGCUGCAUCUGGGUUAACUAAAUUAACUACAAAGAAGGACAACUGUAAUGCAGAGAGAGAGUUACAGGGUGCUACUAUCACAGAGGCUUAUGCUGGCAGCGAUGAUAUUUUUGGGUUGAGUACAGAUAGUCUGUCCCGUUUGCGAAGCCCAUCUGUUCUUGAAGUUAGAGAAAAGGGCUACGAAAGAUUAAAAGAAGAACUUGCAAAAGCUCAGAGGGAACUGAAGUUGAAAGAUGAAGAAUGUGAGAGGCUUUCAAAAGUACGAGAUCAACUUGGACAGGAGUUGGAAGAACUCACGGCUAGUCUGUUUGAGGAAGCUCACAAGAUGGUGAGAGAAGCAAAUGUCAAGCAGGCAACAGCAGAAAAACAACUAAAAGAAGCACAAGGGAAAAUUGAUGUACUUCAAGCUGAAGUAGCCGCGCUGAAGACACUCGUGUUGUCCAGUUCUCCAACGUCACCCACACAAGAGCCUCUGCCAGGUGGAAAGACACCUUUUAAAAAGGGGCAUACAAGAAAUAAAAGUACAAGCAGUGCUAUGGGUGGCAGUCAUCAGGACCUCAGUGUGAUACAGCCAAUUGUAAAAGACUGCAAAGAGGCUGAUUUAUCUUUGUAUAACGAAUUCAGAUCUUGGAAGGAUGAGCCCACAAUGGACAGAACAUGUCCUUUCUUAGACAAAAUCUAUCAGGAAGAUAUCUUUCCAUGUUUAACAUUCUCAAAAAGCGAGUUGGCUUCAGCUGUUCUGGAGGCUGUGGAAAACAAUACUCUAAGCAUUGAACCAGUGGGAUUACAACCUAUUCGAUUUGUGAAAGCUUCUGCAGUCGAGUGUGGAGGACCAAAAAAAUGUGCUCUUACUGGCCAGAGUAAGUCUUGUAAACACAGAAUUAAACUAGGGGACUCAAGCAACUAUUAUUAUAUUUCUCCUUUUUGCAGAUAUAGGAUCACUUCUGUAUGUAACUUUUUUACGUACAUUCGAUAUAUUCAGCAGGGACUUGUGAAACAGCAGGAUGUUGAUCAGAUGUUUUGGGAAGUUAUGCAGCUGAGGAAAGAGAUGUCAUUGGCAAAGCUGGGAUAUUUCAAAGAGGAACUCUGAUGCUCUGCGUGGGACCAUGCAUGAACCUCCCUGAAUAACUGAAAAGUGGCUGAAUAUUUUUAUGGUUACUUGAUAUUUAUUUCUAAGGAGUGGGCUCAAGACUUCUUCCCCUUUUUGCAAAUUACACUAAGAAGUACUGUGAUUUCUUUUUAACUGACCUAUGCUGUUUCUGCUUAUUCUUUAGUUGAACACACUGUAAAGAAUUGCAGGUAUACUAGUGAUUGUAAUUUAUAGCUGCAAAAAAAAAAAAAAAAAAACACCAAUAAAUCUUAGAUUGAAUGUUUGUUUCAUAUAUGGACAACAUGGCAAUAAACUUGAAAAUUGAAGCAAAGUGGAAAAAAAAAUCCUAGGAAAAAGUAGUUUUGAUUAAGAAGAAAUCAGAAACCUGUUUUACUUACUAUUAAAGGAAAUACUUAAAACUUUACCCACAAGAAAGCUCUAGGCCAGAUAGUUUUACUAAACUUUAAAGAAUUAGUUAUUCUAAUAUAAAUUCUUCCAGAGAGUAAGAUGUCUCCUACAUAAAACCCAUAUAACCUUGAUAGUAAAAACAGGGAUGAUGAAGAAAGAAAAAUUAUGGGCCCAUUUUAAACCUGGAUAUAUAUGCAAAAGCAAAUUGAAUCUAGCAUACUGACCAAGUGGCAUUUAUCCCAGAAAUGCAAUGCUGACAUUUUAGAAAACUGAUAAAAAUCUCAUUCACUGUAUUUGUAGAAUAAAGUUGAAAAAAUUUGAUCAGUAGUUGAAAAAAAAACAUUUGAUAAAUCAAUGGCCAUUAAUAACAUCCUAGUCAUCUCUAAGUGGGAGAAUACUUUUCAACUUGUUAAGGAUAUCUACAAAAAACCUAUAAUAAACGUCCUGGGGAAGGAAGUGCUAGAAGCAUUGUUUUUAAAAUGCAUAAGAGAAGGGUGAUCAUUAUCCUCACUUUUUAUUUCACAUUGUAGUGGUAGUGUUAGCCAUUGCAGUAAGAUGAGAAAAAAUAAAAAUAUGAUAAUUGGAAAGAAUAGAGUAAAUUAUCAUUUUCUACAGGUGGUAUAAUUAUCUGCAUAGGAAAGUAAAAAAAAGAUGUUCCAUCAGAUUAUUAGACAUUGGAGAGUUUAGUAAGGUAGCUAAACAUAAGAUCAGUACUGUGAAUUACACUUUUAUACACCAGCCACAGAAAAUUAGAAAAAAUUUAAAAAGAAAAUUAGAAA